AUGUUUCCGUAUGGAAAAUAUUUUUAUAAAUACACAAACAUUAAAAAGCAAACACGAAAAAAAAAAAAAAAAAAAUUUUUUUUAAUAACAUCGGCGUGUGGUCGGCCAUAUCGUGACGUUACAUUCAUUCGUGUUUUCGAAUUAUCGUUCCAGUUGGAAUUUUCCAGAACUUUCUACGUCAUCGAUGAAAAAUUAAUAAUUUUUAUUAAUUUGUUGAUAUUUUCUAUAGGGAAUUGCGACGACUCGACCGUCGGACCGAUAUUGAUCAAGGAACCCCCGAAUCGAGUUGAUUUUUCAAACACGACCGGUGCCGAAGUCGAAUGUUCCGCAAGAGGAAAUCCAACACCUGAAAUCAUAUGGGUACGAUCCGAUGGUACGGCUGUGGGUGACGUACCAGGAUUGAGACAGGUACUACCGAACGGAAAUCUCGUUUUCCCACCGUUUCGCGCCGAGGAUUACAGACAGGAAGUACACGCUCAGGUUUACGUUUGUCUGGCGAAAAAUUCAGUCGGAUCCAUUCAUUCGAGGGAUGUCAACGUGAGAGCAGUUGUCACGCAGUUCUACGUCACCGAAGCCGAAAACGAAUACGUCAUACACGGUAAUUCGGCCGUUAUGAAAUGCAAAAUCCCCAGUUUCGUCGCUGAUUUUGUCAGCGUCAUUGCAUGGGUAUCGGAUGACGGAGAGACAUACAUUCACUCCUCAGACGUUAACAACUAUGAUGGAAAAUAUUUGGUUUUACCAUCGGGUGAACUUCACAUAAGGGACGUAGGACCGGAAGACGGUUACAAAUCUUAUCAGUGUCGUACAAAACACAGGCUGACAGGAGAAACGAGAUUGAGCGCGACAAAAGGUCGUCUUGUUAUCACAGAGCCAGUCGGGAGCACGAAACCGAAACUUCAUAGUUUGGACAUAAUAAGAAUAAUAAUCGAAUCCCGUCGGGAUUUCACGUUGAUGUGCCCGGCUCAGGGUUUCCCAGUUCCAGUUUAUCGGUGGUACAAAUUCGUGGAUGGAACGUCUAGGAAACAGGCGGUGACGUUGAACGACAGAAUCAAACAAGUGAGCGGAACGUUGAUAAUAAAGGAAGCCAAAGUCGAAGACAGCGGAAAAUAUCUUUGCGUCGUGAAUAAUUCCGUGGGAGGAGAAAGCGUGGAAACGGUUUUGACGGUGACGGCACCUUUGUCGGCGACCAUAGAACCCACGACUCAAACUGUCGAUUUCGGACGUCCCGCAAGUUUUUCGUGCAAUUUCAAAGGGAAUCCGGUGAAAACCGUGAGCUGGCUCAAAGAUGGAAAAUCCAUCGAUCACGAGGAACCCGUUUUGAGAAUCGAAUCCGUUAAGAAAGACGAUCGAGGAAUGUAUCAGUGCUUCGUUCGUAACGAUCAAGAGUCGGCACAGGCAUCGGCGGAACUUAAAUUGGGCGGAAGAUUCGAACCUCCUCAGAUAAGGCACGCAUUCGACGAAGAAAUCAUACAACCCGGAACUCCGGUGUUUUUGAAAUGUAUCGCUUCCGGUAAUCCGACACCGGAAAUCGCAUGGGAACUCGAUGGGAAAAAAUUAUCAAACAACGACAGGUUGCACGUGGGUCAAUACGUGACGGUGAACGGAGACGUCGUGUCUCAUUUGAACAUAUCGUCCAUUCACACGAACGACGGAGGUUUGUACAAAUGCGUGGCAUGGUCGAAAGUCGGAACCGUCGAACAUUCCAACAAGUUGAACGUGUACGGAGCACCCUUCGUCAAACCCAUGGAAAAGAAAGCCAUCGUCGCUGGAGAAAUGCUCGUCGUGACUUGUCCCGUCGCUGGAUAUCCCAUCGAUAGCAUAGUGUGGGAACGAGACGGAAGAGUUUUACCCAUCAACAGAAAGCAAAAAGUUUUUUCAAACGGAACACUCAUCAUUGAAAACGUGGAAAGGCAAAGCGAUCAAGCGACGUACACGUGCGUGGCUAAAAAUCCACAGGGACUCACGUCGAGGGAAAAAUUAGAAGUUCAAGUCAUGGUUCCGCCGCAAAUUUCGCCUUUUACUUUUGGAGAUGCUCCAUCGGAUGCUGGAAAUUUGGUUGUCGUUCAAUGCGCCGUCAUCAAAGGAGAUUCACCGAUUGUCAUCUCGUGGGAUUUCAACGGGGAAUCCCUUAACGGUGAUAAUUUGGGGAUCGAAGUAAACGUAUUGAAUAAGAGAGUUAGUUCUUUGACGAUCGAAUCCGUGACCGCGAAAAAUGCCGGAAAUUAUACUUGCAAUGCGAAAAAUUCCGCCGGAACGUUUAGUUACACGUCACAACUUGUCGUCAACGUACCACCCAGAUGGAUAUUGGAACCGACCGACAAAGCUUUCGCACAGGGAAGCGAUGCUAAAAUCGAAUGUAAAGCAGACGGUUUUCCCAAACCUCAAGUCACGUGGAAACGAGCAGCCGGUGACACACCCGGAAAUUACAUUGAUCUCAAACCUAACAAUCCGAACAUGAUAGUCGAAGAUGGAACUCUGUCAAUUUUGAACAUUCAAAAAUCAAACGAAGGAUAUUACAUGUGCGAAGCCGUUAACGGAAUCGGAAGCGGAUUGUCCGCCGUCAUAUUGAUAAGCGUUCAAGCUCCCCCGCAUUUUGACAUCAAAUUAAGGAAUCAAACGUCGAGAAGAGGAGAACCGACGGUUUUACAAUGCGAAGCCAAAGGUGAAAAACCCAUCGGAAUAAUAUGGAACAUGAACAAAAAGAGACUCGAUCCCAAAAGCGACAGCAGGUACACUAUAAGAGAAGAAAUUUUAGCGAACGGCGUACUAUCCGACCUGAGCAUCAAAAGAACGGAACGAACGGAUUCUGCACUAUUCACGUGCGUCGCCACCAAUUCCUUCGGUUCGGAUGAAACGACGAUAAACAUGAUUGUUCAAGAGGUUGCCGAAGUACCCUACGGAUUGAAAAUAUUAGACAAAUCAGGAAGAUCCGUUCAAUUGUCUUGGGCAGCACCGUACGAUGGUAAUUCUCCGAUCAAAAGAUACAUAAUCGAAUACAAAAUCUCUAAGGGAACUUGGGAAGCGGAUAUUGAUCGAGUUUUGGUACCCGGAAAUCAAAACGAAGCGGAAGUUUUUAAUUUGAGACCUGCUACGACUUAUAAUUUACGUAUCGUUGCGGAAAACGAAAUCGGUUCGUCUAAUCCGUCGGAUGUUGUCACCAUCAUCACGGCCGAAGAAGCUCCCAGUGGUCCGGCCACGGGUGUCAGAGUCGAAGCUCCCGAUCAGCACACGCUUAAAGUAUUUUGGAAACCGCCGGAGAAAGAAUUUUGGAACGGUGAAAUUUUAGGUUAUUACGUCGGUUACAAAUUGGCAUCCUCGGAAAAACCAUACCUAUUCGAAACCGUGGAAUUUAGCAAGGAAGAAGGAAAAGAACAUCAUUUGCAAAUCACGAAUUUGAAAACAUACACGCAAUAUGGAGUCGUCGUUCAAGCUUUUAACAAAGUCGGACCUGGACCCAUGAGCGAAGAAAUCAGGCAGCACACGGCCGAGGGCGUACCUGAAGCUCCGCCUCACGACACGACCUGUACGACUCUAACGUCGCAAACGAUUCGAUUGUCUUGGAUUUCCCCGCCUCUAUCGAGCGCAAACGGAAUCAUAAAAGGUUAUAAGGUCAUUUACGGACCCAGCGAAACUUGGUACGACGAAAACACUAAAGACACGAAAAUAACGUCAUCCUCGGAAACGAUACUUCACGGAUUGAAAAAAUUCACCAACUACAGCAUGCAAGUAUUGGCAUACACUUCCGGUGGAGAUGGAGUCCGUUCUUCUCCGAUUCAUUGUCAAACGGAACAAGACGCUCCGGAAGCUCCAUCUGCCGUCAAAGCUUUGGUCAUGUCCGCGGAAUCGAUUUUGGUGAGCUGGAAACCGCCAGAGCAACCCAACGGAAUCGUGAAUCAAUACACCGUUUACAUAAGAGAGGAUAAUGAUAAUUCGAAAGACGAACCCAGGAGUCAAAAAGUUCCACCCUUUCAAAUGAGUUACGAAGCUUCCGGAUUGGAUAAAAAAAAAAAAUACGAAUUUUGGGUCACGGCAUCUACGAACAUUGGAGAAGGACAACCGUCGAAAAGCGUGACGUUAUCACCCGGAAGCAGAGUUCCAGCGAAAAUCGCUUCGUUCGAUGAUUCGUUCACUGCCACCUAUCGGGAAGAUGUUAAAUUACCGUGUUUGGCCGUCGGAAUUCCAGCACCGGAAAUCGUUUGGAAAGUUAAAGGAAGUACUCUCACCGGAAACGAUCGGCUAAGACAAUUACCGGAAGGAAGUUUACUCAUAAAAGAAGUGACGAGGAGCGACGCAGGAGAAUAUUCUUGCUACGUCGAAAAUUCUUUCGGACGUGACACCGUCACUCAUCAUUUGCUCAUAUUGGCUCCUCCGCGGUCGCCCCAAGUUUCUCUCACGUCAACGACGACAAAUUCGAUCACUUUGAAACUCGCUCCUCAUCCGACGGAAUCCGUUCCUCUUCACGGAUACACUAUCCAUUACAAACCGGAAUUCGGAGAAUGGGAAACCCUUCAAGUCGCGAGUCAAGCUCAAAAAUACACUCUGGAAAAUUUAUGGUGCGGUUCGAGAUAUCAAAUCUACGUGACCGGAUACAACGGAAUCGGAACAGGUGAUCCGAGCGACAUAUUGAACAUAAAAACGAGAGGUUCGAAACCCGUCAUACCGGAAGCGAGAAAAUUCAUCGAAGUAUCCACGAACAGCAUAACGCUUCAUCUGUCCGCAUGGUCUGAUGCCGGUUGUCCAAUGCUUUAUUUCGUCAUUGAACAUAAGAAAAGGAAUCAAAUCGAAUGGAAUCAAGUGUCGAACAACGUGAAACCCGGUGGAAAUUUCGUCGUGCUCGAUUUGGAUCCCGCGAAUUGGUAUCAGCUCAGAGUGACGGCACACAAUAACGCGGGAUUUUCCGUCGCCGAAUACAAAUUUGCCACCCUCACGGUCACCGGAGGUACGAUAGCGCCGGCAAUCGAUCAAACAGGAACCGGAGAUUAUAAUUUGCAACUUCUAAUAUCGAAUUUGAAUUUAGUCGUACCCGUCGUGUCGUCGAUUCUUGUCAUCAUCGUUGCCAUAAUCGUCAUAUGCGUACUACGUGGAAAGAACACGCAGAACAAAGAUGACGUCGUUUACAAUCAACCAGGAAUGGGAUCAUCGACUUUGGAUAAAAGACGACCUGAUCUUCGUGACGAACUCGGGUACAUAGCGCCACCCAAUCGUAAACUUCCACCCGUUCCAGGUUCGAAUUACAACACGUGCGACAGAAUCAAGCGAGGUACAGUUAUAACUGGCUACCGAGGUGGAAUAGGUGCUACAUGGGAUCCAAGGAGGCAUUUAUACGAUGAGUUGGGACAAAAUGGGUGUCCGACGAGGCGGUUGCCUCCUCAUCCACACGGUGGCUCAGAUGAAACCUUACACACCUGCAGAGGCAUGGAAGACGAAAUAUGUCCGUACGCGACUUUUCACUUAUUGGGUUUCCGAGAAGAAAAUAUGGAUCCGUCGAAGGCUGGAGUUAAUUUUCAAACGUUUCCAUCUCAAAACGGAAGUCACGCGGGUACUUUGGGUCAUUCACACAACACGGGAACCAUGCAUCAAAGAUCCGGUUCGCAAUCCAUGCCACGUGGUACGCCGAGAUAUUCUAGAGUCGCCGGUCCGAAUUCUGCAUUUUCUCCGGAAUAUGACGAUCCGGCUAAUUGCGACGAUCACGAGGAUCCCUACGGUUCGCAAUACGGUCCAUAUGGGGGCCCCUACGAUCAUUACGGAAGCAGAAACAGCGUCGGACGUCGGAGUCUCGGUUCGAUUCGAAACAUACCGAUCAAUAACGGAAGUCCGGAACCUCCUCCACCGCCGCCUAGAAAUCACGAUCCGAACGAUUCGAAAGAUAGCAACGAAGUUUCCGAAGCCGAAUGCGAUCGCGAUCAACUCUUAGGAAAACAAGCCAACAGCAGGAGCGGAUCAAAGGAUGGAAUGACGACGGAAGAAAUGAGAAAAUUGAUCGAGAGAAACGAAGCAGGGUCCCAACAGCAAUUCCAAAACGGAUUCCUCACAGCCUACGAUACUAUGGCAGUGUAA
This is a messenger RNA of Pediculus humanus corporis (human body louse), 6057 nucleotides long. RefSeq names its product down syndrome cell adhesion molecule, putative. Bases 1 to 6057 code for a protein of 2018 amino acids. Gene Ontology annotation, molecular function: cell-cell adhesion mediator activity. Gene Ontology annotation, biological process: homophilic cell-cell adhesion; axon guidance; dendrite self-avoidance. Gene Ontology annotation, cellular component: axon; plasma membrane. The record is from RefSeq and is a predicted model, not a curated record. The transcript has 32 exons. Lineage: Eukaryota; Metazoa; Arthropoda; Insecta; Psocodea; Pediculidae.